AACCAGACAAACAGAAGGUGAGACAAGAUCUAGUGCUCCUAAAGGUAUGACCAAGGAGACUCAUUGGGUACUCUGACUGAAAGCGUUCAGCGCUUUGACACUUCUACUCAAGAGGCGAUACUUCCUCUCAGGCUUCAGCUUUUAACCGUUGGAUAUAAAUAUCACAGUAUACGAGAAAUAAUAAUAGAAAACAUGAAACUUGAUAUAUUAUGUGGAAACCACCAAUAUGCAGUGAAAUCUGUGGAGCUGUGCAGCGAUGCAGAGGGAAGCGUCCGAUCGCUUCUCUCCAGUGAAGAGGAGCUGGGUUCGGAUGGGGACUGCGUGGCGCACAGUCCGCCACCUGUCACACCAACCGCUGACGGAAAAGGCAAACCGUACACGCGGAGACCAAAGCCUCCAUACUCAUACAUCGCACUGAUUGCCAUGGCAAUCCGAGACUCUUCGUCCGGUCGACUGACUCUAGCGGAAAUCAAUGAAUAUCUGAUGAAAAAGUUUCCCUUUUUUCGGGGUAGCUACACUGGUUGGAGGAACUCUGUGCGCCACAACUUGUCACUGAACGACUGUUUUCUGAAGGUCCUCCGGGACCCGUCCAGACCAUGGGGAAAAGACAACUACUGGAUGUUGAAUCCUCAUAGCGAGUAUACCUUCGCUGACGGUGUGUUCCGACGUAGGAGAAAGCGAAUCAACAAAAAGACUGGCAAAGAAAAAGAUAACGCUGACCAUGCUGCGGAUGAGUACGCACAAGUCACUAUAACAUCCACGCCACCACCCGCUAAAACCGGACCCACCAAUGCAAAGUUCUCCAGUUCCUUCGCUAUAGACAGUAUCCUCAGCAAACCGUUCAAGAGACAGGAGUGGACUGAGGAUUAUCCCACCGUUGCUGCAUUACAGUGGCCACAUUAUACUCAGAUUAUGCCACAUAUUGUGAGAGGGACAUCUAUUGCAAUGCCACAUCACAACCAGUCGAUGCUCCAAGUAGACGUAUACGCUGCGCAUGUCUUGGGGCUUUACGGUAGAGGAUUGUAGCCCGCUCAGAAAUUCAAUCGAAAAUAGUUUCGCCCGCUCUGGAAUUCACAUUGAGGGCAUCAGUUUACAAGAUAAUCACAGCUGUUCAAAAUAUGAUGUCGUAUGGACCUGAGGGGUGUGGCAAAUGGAAUAAGAGCACUGUCAUGACACUUGUGUAGACCUGCUUUGACAGUUAUUGUGUAAUAACAACAUGCAUUUUAUUUGCAUUGCUUUAGAUUUGGACACCCAGUUACUUACACUAAAUGUUAGUAUGGAAUCGAUAGCAAACUUCUGAGGAGAGAAGUAUGCUUUCUUUCACUGCUUUGAGUGUCAGGUAAUUUCCCUUGCAAAACCAUGACAUUUUUGUGCUAUAAGUGUACAGUUUAUUAUGCACAGAAUAUACGCUAGCCUAUUUAUAUUGUUGGUUCGUUGUUGUUACAUGUAUGACCAUCACUUGACCAUCAAAUCAUGCUGUUUACAAUAUAACAUUUUACAUUGCGGGAUCAAGACGAGCAUUUUGUAUGUUUUUAUUUUAAAAAACAAAAUUAUGUAAUAAAGAGUAACUUUU
Molecule: messenger RNA, 1573 nt
Organism: Esox lucius (northern pike)
Lineage: Eukaryota; Metazoa; Chordata; Actinopteri; Esociformes; Esocidae
Gene: foxq1a
Product: forkhead box Q1a
Exons: 1
Coding region: 193-1026 (277 amino acids)
Biological process (GO): anatomical structure morphogenesis; cell differentiation; regulation of transcription by RNA polymerase II
Molecular function (GO): RNA polymerase II cis-regulatory region sequence-specific DNA binding; DNA-binding transcription factor activity, RNA polymerase II-specific
Source: RefSeq, a predicted model, not a curated record